Mercurialis annua (annual mercury) is the source of this 4231-nucleotide messenger RNA. RefSeq names its product LRR receptor-like serine/threonine-protein kinase EFR. Gene Ontology annotation, biological process: protein phosphorylation. The transcript is spliced from 2 exons. Bases 827 to 3838 code for a protein of 1003 amino acids. The record is from RefSeq and is a predicted model, not a curated record. NCBI's taxonomy places the organism in Eukaryota, Viridiplantae, Streptophyta, Magnoliopsida, Malpighiales, Euphorbiaceae. Gene Ontology annotation, molecular function: ATP binding; protein kinase activity; protein binding.
UAUAGAUUUUAUAAUUCUAAAAUUCUAAAAAUUUAGAACAAUUCAAUACGGAUAAAAUUUUAAAAAAUUGUUGUUCAAUUUGGACUGUCGCAGUCCUUACAUGCAAUUCCCCGGCGGCGGAAUUUAGGAAUGUCAAGAUGACAGAGGCCCGGCGCUGGUGAUAACUUUGACGCCGGCUGCUGGAAGCAAUCGGACGAUAUUAUCGGUAACGGUAGCUUCGCCGGGAGGUAAGAAUAUCUUUAAUGGAGCAGCAUGCAAGCUAUAGAAAAAAUCGAACUCAACCGAUUUUCGGUUCGGUUCUAAGAUAUUGAAAAAACAAUCAGGUAGGCAUAUGAUUUUCUCACUGGUUAUUUGCAUAUUAUCAAGAACUACUCUAAUUUAAUAUUUGCAUAGUUAAUUAGUGAUUAAUUAGAUAACAUAAGAUUAAUUAUAUGCAUAUGUUUGGAAAUUACUUUAUAAUUGUCAUAUUUUGGUUGAAUUGCAUUUUGCAUUUAAUAAUUGGUCAAUUCUGUGUGCAUUUGUUAAUCAUUAAUGUCAUGAUGGCUUGAAAAAGUUAAAUUAAGCAAAUAAGACUGCUCAGUCUUUUUUUCUUAAUACAGUUUCUUGCUUAAACAAGCAAUGGAAAUAACUUAUAAUUACUUGCUGAUUCUUGAAGACUAUUCUAGACGUAAAUUACAUGUAUUUCGCCGGCUAAACAAAUAUUCUUCCCCGGGUAGGAACUCAUUUUCGCUGGAUUAUAAAUCUAGUCUUUUAAGUUCCCUAGAUUGUACCACUAACUACCCAAAACAAAACUUAGAGAAUUAAGUAGAGAUAACAAAAAGAUUCAAUGAUCUUUGCUUAUAUCUUGAUGCGUGUGAUUAUUGUCUUCGCAUACCUCUGUGAAGCAGCAGUUUCUAUUGAGAUUGAUGAGCAGGCAUUGUCUUAUUUCAAGGCCAAGAUUAGUGAUGACCCUCUUGGGGUUAUGCUUUCAUGGAACAGCAGCACCCACUUUUGUCAAUGGCAUGGUGUGACGUGUAGUAGUCGACAUAAACGAGUGGUCAUGUUAGAUCUGAGUUCGUCAUUUCUUGUAGGUUCCAUAUCACCGCAUAUUGGAAAUUUAAGCUUUCUCAGGGUUUUAAAUCUUCAAAAUAAUAGCCUUAGUCAAGAAAUUCCUGCGGAAAUCGGGCGCCUCCGUAGACUAGAAGAGUUAAUGUUGAAUAAUAACUCAAUCGGCGGACAGAUACCUUCUAACAUAUCGCGCUGUUCUAACCUUGUGUUUAUUAAUAUUGCUAGGAAUAAGUUGGAAGGCAUUAUUCCUGAGGAGCUAGGCUCUUUGUCAAAGAUGGAAGCUUUUGGUGCAAAUAACAAUCAUCUAACAGGAAGCAUCCCGUUUUCUUUUGGUAACUUGUCAUCUCUUGUGAAGAUUUUUCUGAACACUAAUUUUUUUGAUGGCAGCAUCCCAGAAUCCCUUGGUAGAUUGACAAAUCUUACAGAUUUUUGGGUAGGAGGCAACGGGUUAUCUGGAGACAUUCCUCUCUCACUCUUUAACCACUCUUCUUUGAUCAAUUUCAAUGCGGUAGUUAACCAAAUUCAAGGGGUUCUUCCAUCAAACAUAGGAAUUACUCUUCCUAAUAUUCGCCAUUUCUCCAUCUCUGUUAACCGGAUUACCGGUAUUAUUCCACUUUCAAUAGCCAAUGCUUCCAAUCUAGAGAUACUUCUUAUUUCUGAUAACCAACUCAUCGGAGAAGUUCCUUCUUUGGAAAACCUUCAUCGGCUACAACACAUAAGCAUUACCAAGAAUCUUCUUGGAAAUAGCCUAAGCUUUCUGUGCUCCUUGAGGAAUGCCACCAACUUGCGAAGCUUGAGCAUAAAUUUUAACAAGUUUGAAGGGAUUUUACCAGAAUGCAUUGGUAAUUUGUCAGGAACUCUAGCAGUUUUAACCGUCGAUAACAACAGAUUAUUUGGAAGCAUUCCAGUUGCGAUUGGCAAUCUUGUCAACUUACAGAGGCUUGACAUGUGGAAUAAUCAAUUAUCAGGUGAUAUCGACUUCAUUGGAAAACUCCACAACUUAGUGUAUUUGCAGUUACAGUACAAUAGUAUUUCUGGUGAAAUCCCAAACUCUCUAGGUAACUUAACUAAGUUAACCUUUCUAAAUCUUCGAAAGAAUAAUCUUCAUGGAAGCAUUCCUUCGAGUAUAGGUAAUUGCCGAACUCUGCAGGAACUCGCUCUCUCAAGCAACAAUCUCAAUGGCUCCAUAACCCCGCAUGUAUUUCUCAUUUCAUCCUUAUUCUUGCUCGAAUUGUCUGAUAACCAUUUUACCGGUGGUGUUCCUAGCGAGAUUGGGAAUUUGAAAAACCUCGGUAAGCUUCUUUUUCAUGCAAACAUGUUAAGUGGGGAAAUUCCAACCGCUCUUGGCAGUUGUACAAGCCUUGAGAUGCUAUACUUGCAGGGUAAUUCCUUCCAAGGCCCUAUUCCUUCAUCCUUGCAUUCCCUAAGAGGUCUUGAAAUUCUAGACAUUUCUCACAACAAUUUAUCUGGCCAAAUUCCUGAAUUCUUGGCAACAUUUAGUUUUCUUAUCAAUUUGAAUUUAUCUUUCAAUGAUUUUGAAGGAAUGGUGCCAACUGAAGGGGCAUUUAAGAAUUCAAGUGCUACUUCACUUGUUGGAAACACUAUGCUUUGUGGCGGUAUGCCCGAGUUCCAUUUACCUUCAUGCAAAUUAAAAAGGAGGAGAUUGCUUGUUAUUAUUACUUGUUCUGUUGUUGGGUUUCUCUCGGCAGUUUCUGUGGUUGCCUUGCUGUUUUUUGUCAGGUUACAAAAGCGAACUCGUUCAUCUACUUCCUCAUUAUUUCCAAAUUCACUUUUGCAAGCCUCAUAUAAGGAUCUCCUUGAUGCCACCGAUGGUUUCUCCUCAUCAAAACUAAUUGGUGCUGGUAGCUUUGGUUCUGUAUACAAAGGAAUUCUUCGAGAAAGUGGAGCAAUUAUUGCUGUUAAGGUUGUUAAUCUCCAGCAUCACAAAGCUGCUAAGAGCUUCAUGGCCGAAUGCGAAGCCUUGAGAAAUAUUAGACAUCGGAAUCUUGUAAAAGUGUUAACUGUAUGUUCAAGCAUUGAUUCUCAAGGAAAUGAGUUCAAGGCUCUAGUUUAUGAAUUCAUGGCUAAUGGGAGCCUAGAUGACUGGUUGCAUCCUCUUCCUAGAGUUGACGACACACCAAACAAGUUAAAUCUUCUUCAAAGGCUAGAUAUUGCCAUUGAUAUUGCUUCGGCCCUUGAAUAUCUGCAUCACCAUUGCGAAACUCCGGUAGUUCACUGCGACUUGAAGCCAAGCAAUAUUCUACUCAAUGAUGAACUAGUUGGGCACAUCGGUGACUUUGGGAUAGCAAAAUUCAUUUCAGAUUUCUGUAGCAGUCAUCAGUCUAGUACUAUUGGAUUAAGAGGAACUAUUGGUUACGCUCCUCCAGAAUAUGGGCUAGGAGCUGAGGUGUCAAAACAGGGUGAUGUGUACAGCUAUGGCAUUCUCUUGCUGGAGAUGUUUACUGGGAAGAGACCUACUCACGAUAUGUUCAAAGAUGGAAUAAGUCUUCAUGAAUUUGCUAAAUCAGCUUUUCCAGAUAGAGUGGUUGACAUUUCAGAUCCAAUUCUCUUACAUGAAUUAAGGAUAAGAGCAAAUAAUACUCCAAGUUCAAGUAGCACACCAAGUUCAAGUAGCACACAACACAACAGCGUUACAGAAUGCUUGAUUUCCGUAGUCGGAAUUGGCGUUGCUUCUUCAGUUGAAGCACCCGGAGAGCGUAUGAUCAUCAAAGAUGUUACCAUGAAGCUGUCUUCUAUUAGAGAAAAGCUUCUGGCCGCUCGUCCAACCUGAUGAAUGACUUCUUGUUAGAGAUGACUGCACUAAAAGCAAGCAGCUAUUAACAUUCUUCACAUCCAUGUCAGAAUGCUUAAUUAUUUUUCUUCUGCUUUAGGUGCAUAAGAUUGAUGACUUGUCAAAGAUGCCAGUUCAGGGGGCUUGGUUUUUUUUUUUUAAUCAAAGAUAGUAAUCGACUCUUUAAAGUCUCAAUUGUUAGUGGUUAGUUACGGAGGCGUGGUUCGAACCCACAAUCUCUUGAUGCAGUUAGAGACACCUUAGCCAUCUACGCUAGGCCCACAUUGGAGGCUUGGUGGUUGGAGUGCCUAAGAUUGAUGAGUUGAAGUGAGAAUACUUCAGAAAUAUUUAUAUUUAAAAAUAGUGUUUUGGUGGGAGAUGCCUAAACUUUUA